AUGAGAGUCGCUGGUCUUGCCUUAGCCGGCUCGGCCGUGGGCUUGAAAUUUCCAAAGCCCAUUUACUACGACGAUCCUGACUAUACUUUUGAUUUUCCAGAGACAGAAACAGAAAAGGCUGCUAAUUGGACUCUAGAAGACAGAUGUGGUCAAGCAGCGAUUGCUGGAUCGGCCAAUGAUCAAAGAAACGACAUCAACUGUCCGAAUGUCAUCGUCAUCAAUACCGACGACAUGUCCUGGGCGGAUGUGACCAUCAACAAUCCUUCGAAACUCGUCCCGACACCGAAUAUUGAUAAACUCGUUUCGAAGGGAAUUAACUUUCGCGACGGCCAUUCCUGUACUUCCCGAUGCGCCCCAUCCCGAUACUGUCUCAUGACUGGUCGGUACCACUUCCGCCGUGGUGACUAUCAUUACAAACCAAUGAAGCUCGAGUAUGGUCGAAAAAUCCUCCCUCAGCUUUUCAAACGAAACAACUACCACACGAUGGUUGUCGGAAAACCUCAGCCAGUCGAAGAAAAACUCGAGAGAAACGGCUGGUUCUUUGUCGAAGGAACACGAUUCUGGGGCUACGACAAGUCGUUUACCUCUCGAUCGUAUUGCUGCCUCCCCGGAGGAGGGUACUUCGAAAAUGACUACCCUCUUUCUCCAUUCGAUAAGUGGGCGAUUUUCACUGAGUUCAGAGAUGAAAAUGAAGAUUCUCUCUGGGUCCAGGACGAAGAAGCCGAGUGGGAGUUUUUCCGACAGCCAGAGAACUGGCACUUCCUCGAUGGAUACUACAAGGAUGGUCAGGAAGAGAACGGCCGUAUCCAAAACGCCUACAAGGCGUACUGGAGCGCAAUAGAUCAAGGGCUCACCUCUGGCCUUAAUGAUGAUGAACAGCCGUCGCGAAAACGCCGAAGACGAUUCGCGAAUGGCACCCUCGCCGUUCGAGACCACCGAAAUCAUCGAAGAAGAAGAAACGCAGAAAAAAUCAACGAGGGUCAAAAGCCCCGAGAGCUCGGAAGAAAGAAUUUCCUCCGAUUCCGAAACCGAAAAAGCGAAGAAAACGAUGAAAACUCUUGA
Molecule: messenger RNA, 1062 nt
Organism: Oikopleura dioica
Lineage: Eukaryota; Metazoa; Chordata; Appendicularia; Copelata; Oikopleuridae
Source: the annotation of a GenBank genome assembly